CAAACACAUAAAUAAACCAGUAAAUAGAAAACUUUGGCAAUAUCAUAGGCCUAACAGUCAACUCACAAAAACGCUUUCUUGACUUUUUUCCGGGGAAAACCUCUCCAUUAGCCGCCGCUGUCAUCGGAGUAGAAGAACCAAAACCACCCUAACAAUGCCUUGCACAAACUACACGAUCGAAAUCCGCAAUUUCUGAACUGAAUUUAUCAAAAAGAUAUGUAUGGUGGUGGCGGAGGAAGCGAUAACAAUGAAGCCCUAAAUCAACUGACCCAGAUGAUGAUGAUGAAUGCUCCGACGCCCCCACCGGUGAUGGCGGAGGAGUUUCCGAGAAGGGACGAGAGGGUUCCGAUGUGGAGCCAACAGGAGACGAGGGACUUGAUUGCGAUUCGUGGGGAGUUGGAAAGGGAUUUCACCAUGGCGAAACGAAACAAGAGUCUCUGGGAGGUUGUCGCUGCGAAGAUGAAGGAGAUUGGGUAUAGAAGGACUCCUGAUCAGUGUAAAUGCAAGUGGAAAAACCUCGUUAAUCGGUAUAAGGGAAAGGAGACAUCGGAUCGAGAUAACAACCGAUCAUUCCCGUUCUUCGAUGAUCUGCAUGCACUGUUCACAGAAAGAUCAAAUAAAACCCCACAAACGCCUUUCGAUCCGGAACCCACUUCGAGCCAAUCGAGAAAAAGAGUUGCAGGAAUCGGUUCUUAUCAAUCCAUGGAAGAAGAAAUAUCUGAUGACGAAGAUGAAUAUGAAGAUGAGGAAAACAAGGUUACGAAAGUCACGAUUCCUCCAAAAAAGAAACCCGAAAGGGAAAAGCGGGCCAGACCUCCGACUCCGACUCCGAGUCCAAAAUCCAUAGACCCAGUUCGUGAAAUUCUCCAUGAUUUCUUCCAACAGCAGAAAGUGAUUGACAUGCAGUGGCGGGAGUUGAUGGAGAAACAUACUUAUGAAAGACAGGUGUUUGAGCAGGAAUGGCGGCAGUCAAUGGAGAGGCUUGAAGUUGAGAGGAUGAAGAUGGAGGAGUUGUGGAGGGAGAAGGAAGAACAGAGAAGAACGAGAGAAGAGGGUCGGGCUGAGAGACGAGAUGCACUUUUGACUGCAUUACUUAAUAAACUUGUUCAUGAGCAUUGAUCAUUGAGCAAAUGAUCGGGAAAAUUAAUGAUCUUUAAAGGU
Molecule: messenger RNA, 1161 nt
Organism: Lactuca virosa
Lineage: Eukaryota; Viridiplantae; Streptophyta; Magnoliopsida; Asterales; Asteraceae
Source: the annotation of a GenBank genome assembly